AUGGUGCAGCCUAAAAAUCGUCUCGAAGUUCCGUCCAAGAUGUGGGUGACGACGGUUGUGGUCAUCGUGAUUGUCCUGCAAGUUGCAUCGACCACCGGACUCUUCAUAUACUUGAACAUGUCAGUGGCACAGGCUCGAACACAAGGAAUGGUGGAGGAGCUGAGGUGUCUUGGUCUGCUGAACGCUAUGGAGAAAGAGCAAGAUGUACCCGAUGAUCUAGUCCAGCUCUUUGGAGAGCCGUGCAUUAAACUAGCAGAAGGACUCAAAGCCUACAUCUCUAAGGUCACAGAAAACAUAAUCUCCAAACACACCUUUGAAGAAAGAGUUUCUUUCCCACCAAGGACAAAAUUACUCACCACUGGCAGCCCACGGCCGUCAGCUCAUCUUACUCUCAGAGACAGUGGACUGCAGGGUACAACAUCCCUGACCCCUCAGAUGGACCUUCACCAAUCUUGUCGCCAUCCCGUUCGUUCCUGGGGAAACCAGAGCUUUGGUUCCCACCUGCACAACAUGACCGUGUCUAACGGCCGCCUACGCGUCCCUCGAGCCGGCCGCUACUACCUGUACGCUCAGGUCUACUUCCGCUAUCUGACCCUCUCAGUUGACGAUUACCACUCAGGCUCCGUCAGCCAUCAGGUGGUGCAGUGCGUCUACAAGAAGACGGCCUACGCUCGCCCUAUCCAGCUCCUGAAGGGUGUGGGGACCAAAUGUUGGUCUCCGGACAGUGAGAACGCCCUGCACUCCAUCUACCAGGGAGGCCUGUUUGAGCUGCGAGCAGGAGAUGAGAUCUUCAUCUCAGUGUCGUCUCCCACAGCUGUGUAUGCAGAGGACUCCUCCAGCUACUUCGGGGCCUUCCUGUUUGACCUCUGA
Danio rerio (zebrafish) is the source of this 870-nucleotide messenger RNA. It is a transcript of the gene tnfsf10l3, whose product is annotated as tumor necrosis factor (ligand) superfamily, member 10 like 3. The record is from RefSeq and is marked provisional. Gene Ontology annotation, biological process: positive regulation of extrinsic apoptotic signaling pathway; immune response. NCBI's taxonomy places the organism in Eukaryota, Metazoa, Chordata, Actinopteri, Cypriniformes, Danionidae. Gene Ontology annotation, cellular component: plasma membrane; extracellular region; membrane. Gene Ontology annotation, molecular function: cytokine activity; tumor necrosis factor receptor binding; signaling receptor binding.